Messenger RNA from Thalassophryne amazonica, 3423 nucleotides. It is a transcript of the gene xpc, whose product is annotated as xeroderma pigmentosum, complementation group C. Gene Ontology annotation, biological process: mismatch repair; nucleotide-excision repair. The transcript is spliced from 14 exons. Gene Ontology annotation, molecular function: single-stranded DNA binding; damaged DNA binding. The coding region runs from base 195 to 2834 and encodes 879 amino acids. Lineage: Eukaryota; Metazoa; Chordata; Actinopteri; Batrachoidiformes; Batrachoididae. The record is from RefSeq and is a predicted model, not a curated record. Gene Ontology annotation, cellular component: cytoplasm; nucleotide-excision repair factor 2 complex; XPC complex.
GUUUUUGGGAACACUGAAUGAAGCGUUAGAUAACUGUUAUAAAACACACAAAGGAGAAUGUUGGAUAACUUUCUGCAAGCAACAACACGCAGAGCGCGUCCGCUUUGAUCACCAGUAAGAAUUUAAAGUGAGUAGAUUAUCACUGACACGGACAUUUGAUGAGGAAAAAGAGUUAAAAGAAGCUGAAAAGGAAGAUGAAGAGGAGCCGAUCAGGAAUCAAAGAUAAAGAGGAAGAGGAGGAACUUCAGAGGAAAGUAAAAUAUAAGCCACACUCUUCCACCAAGCGAGCAUCACAAACCACCAUCCAAACCAGUAAGUACUUCCAGUCACCAGUAAAGGAAGAGGAUUCUCGGAGAGGUGAUGACUUCAAUGUGGUUUCCAUAGCAACGUGUGUAGAAAAAAUGAAUCCCAAGAAACAAGAGGAGGAGGAGAGUGAGGAAGAUGAUGACUGGGAGGAAGUGGAAGAACUGGCUGAGCCUCUGGAUCCAUCCAAGCCACCUGAACCUGUCCUGCCCUCUCAGCCAGUAGAAAUAGAGAUCGAGGGUCCACAAGUCAGGAAAAGGAAGAAGAUGAUGGUGGCAUUUGAAGCACAUCUGAAGCGGAUGAUGAACCGUUACAAGAAAAACCUGCUCGUUGACACACACAAGGUUCACCUGAUGUGCCUGAUAGCCAGCGAGAUGUUUCGCAACCGUAUGUGCAGUGAACCGGACCUGCUUGCCAUUACGCUGUCUUUGCUCCCUGCCCACUUUGGCAUGGUCGCCAAGCAACGGAUUGACCAAAACUACCUCUCUGGGCUGCUCAAAUGGUUUCGAGCAACUUUCACCCUCAACCCGAGUCUUCCUCCUGACGAUGGUACUGACCCCAGGGCUCUGCUGGAGCGGCGAUUGGCCAGCCUGUCAUUCAGAAACCACCAGGAAAUGACUCAUCUUUUCCUGUUGGUUCUGAGGUCUCUUCAGCUCUUUUGUCGAUUGGUUCUGUCUCUGCAGCCGGUCCCUCUUAAACUCUCAUCUAAAGAGAGCAAAAAGUUUAAAACAUCGGCCGGGUCUACAACAAAGAAUGACACAGAUGAGGGACUCUGCGAGACCAGCCCCCAUGAGUCAAAGGUCUCUCCUGGCACCAAGAGGCCACCCAGAGGGAGAAAGACCAAAGGGAACAGAGGAGGAAAGAAAGCCAAGAGGCAAAACAUAAAGGAGGAUGAUGAGGAAGAGGAGAAGGUCAUACCGACAGGACGGCAGAGGCCAAAGAACGCGAAACGACGCAGUGUUGCCUCAAAGGUCAGCUACAAAGAGGAGAGCAACAGUGAAGGAGAAGAUGAUGAGAGGCUUAGUGAUGAAGAGGAUUUUCAGGUGACAAAUGAGGAGAACAGUGAUGAUUCAGAUGGCGAGACUAAAUCCACAAAGACAACAACGAGAAAAGCCAGAGUGUGCAAAAACCAAAGCACCCAGGCUCCAAAGAGAAGGAGCGAUGGAGAGAACAAACAGGGAAUGGAUGAAGAUGAAGAGAUGGAGGACUUUGAAAAAGAGAACAGCAGAAUAAAGCGAAGAAGUGGGAAAAAGAGGGAGGGGCCUGGAGAUGAUGAAUGGCUGGAGGUGUAUGUGGAAAAAAUGUCUUCAUGGGUUUGUGUUGAUGUGGAACAUGGCGUGGGGCUGCCCCACCUCUGCUUCCAGAAUGCAACAGCACCGGUGACAUAUGUGGUGGCAGUGGAUGGAAACGGGUUUAUAAAAGACCUGGGCAGAAAAUACGACCCUGCCUGGAUGACGUGUUCCAGGAAGAGGCGUGUCAAUGAAGACUGGUGGGAGGAAACACUUCAGCCAUUUCUAGGACCAAAGGACGAGCGGGACAAGAAGGAGGAUGAGGAGGUUCAGAAUAAGCUUCUGAACAAAGCCCUGCCGAUCUCCAUAACGGAGUAUAAGAACCACCCGAUGUACGCCUUAAAGAGACACCUGCUCAAGUACGAAGCCAUCUAUCCCACCUCUGCAGCGGUGCUGGGAUACUGCCGGGGAGAACCGGUCUACUCGAGAGAUUGUGUCCACACGCUGCACUCCAGAGACACGUGGCUGAAACAAGCUCGAACCGUCAGACUGGGAGAGGAGCCGUACAAGAUGGUGAAGGGCUUCUCUAAUCGCUCCCGAAAAGCUCGAAUGAUGUCAGAGCUGAAGGAUGAGAACGACCUGCCCCUGUUCGGAGAAUGGCAGACGGAACAGUACCAGCCCCCCGUCACUGUGAACGGGAAGGUUCCUCGCAAUGAUUACGGCAACGUGUACCUGUAUCAACCUUGUAUGUUGCCGGUGGGAUGUGUUCACCUCAGGUUGCCCAACCUGCACCGCGUGGCCAAGAAGCUCAACAUUGAUGCUGUACCUGCGGUCACUGGCUUCGACAUACAUAAUGGAUUCUCGCACGCUGUGACUGAUGGCUACGUUGUUUGUGAAGAGCAUGAAGAGGUUCUCCGAGCUGCCUGGAUUGAAGAACAACAAAUCCAAAAGGAGAAGGAGAAAGAGAAGCGUGAAAAGAGGGUGAUAGCCAACUGGACCGUUCUGGUGAAGGGGCUUCUGAUCCGAGAAAGACUUAAAAAGCGCUACGGCAAGAAAACUCAGGGGUCUCGGAGUCAGAUUUCCAGUAAAGACUCUGAAAUGGGACCCAAUGGGCUUUCUUCUGAUGAGGAAGUGGAUGAAGGUGGAAGUCCUGAAGAUAAGUCAGCAUCUGACACUCUGGCCUUGUCUUGGCCACAAAACAAACAAGUGAAGGAAGACUCUGGGACCACGAGUGGACUGAAAAAGACGAGGAGAGAGAAGAAAGGACAGGAAAAACACUUGUUCCCCUUUGAGAAAACAUGAUGUUUGUGAUCCAAAACUCAGAGCUGUUUGAAGUGAGAAUGCUCCUCUUUGACGUGGAGGAAUGAGGAUCCAGACACAGCAGAGUCUUCUGAGUACUUAAAACCACUUUAAAUCAAGAUUCAGCAAAUGCUUUUAAGGUGGAUUCCAUACCACCAAGUUUGUUUAGUCUAAUUUGAAAGCCAAACCACUUGGUUUCAAACACAAUUGGUUGUCACAACGGCUCAGGCCUGAAAUCAUCUGAGCCUCAGUCUGGAUCUGGAUUGGCGUUUUUAAUGGGUUUCGGUAAUUGGGAAGCCACUUUUUCUGGAGAUGGGUCUUCAAAUCACUUGAGCUUUUUACUCACAGGAGAGCAACAAUGUGUCUGCAAAUUUGAGAUGAGCUGGUUCUGGAUCCAGACCUGGAAUCUGCGAUAUUUUAUUGAGUUUUUACCAUCAGAAGACAUUUUUUAAACCCUUUUUGUUGGCCCCCAUCUCUUGUAAUAUUGCUUCAAUCCAGCUGAUAUAUUUUUUACACCAUAGUGUUCAAUUCUUCUCUGAGAUCUAGGAGAACCAGACCUUAAUUCUGAAAUGUUUGAAACUCAUUUUUACCA